Messenger RNA from Aspergillus heteromorphus CBS 117.55, 329 nucleotides. RefSeq lists its product as uncharacterized. Bases 115 to 282 code for a protein of 55 amino acids. The transcript has a single exon. The record is from RefSeq and is a predicted model, not a curated record. Lineage: Eukaryota; Fungi; Ascomycota; Eurotiomycetes; Eurotiales; Aspergillaceae.
CUCCGUGCAUCCAAUUAUCUCCCACUCUGACCCCGGACAGAAAGAGAUAGCUAAGUAACAUAGCUCGAUCCCAUUCACCAACAAUGUCACUCAACUACAACACAUGGUUGAUUGAUGAUUGCCGUCUGGCCCAGGCGACCGGUCGGUCGCAACGGGGAACGAUGGAUCCGCGGGCCCCUGCACGGCAUCCCCAUCCCCGUCAAGCAUAACCUUCCCGCAUACCACGCCCGAGAGAAUACGGCAGUCAUCGAGCUCUUCCUAGAUGACUGGCUGCCUGGCUGACGGGGUCCAACUGAAAAAGUAGCUCCGAUCUGUGGUUAACAUCUCAG